Molecule: messenger RNA, 1719 nt
Organism: Lobosporangium transversale
Lineage: Eukaryota; Fungi; Mortierellomycota; Mortierellomycetes; Mortierellales; Mortierellaceae
Exons: 2
Coding region: 1-1719 (572 amino acids)
Biological process (GO): negative regulation of MAPK cascade; protein dephosphorylation
Cellular component (GO): cytoplasm
Molecular function (GO): MAP kinase tyrosine/serine/threonine phosphatase activity; protein tyrosine/threonine phosphatase activity
Source: RefSeq, a predicted model, not a curated record
AUGGCUACCCCCACAACUUCCGCAUCCCCUGCAUUGCCUCAACCAUACUGCUUUAAUGAUAGUGGUGUUAUUUCCUCGCCUCCAAGAUCGGAUGCGGUGCCUUUUCCAGCCUCCAGCAUCUCACCAGCAGAACUGGCACGGCUUGUGGAGCAGUCCAAUCAAGGCUUUGCCUGUGCUGGCUCACGGUGGCCCUUGAUUUUGGACCUUAGGCCUCACCCAGACUUUUAUCCUGUUUCUAUUCAACAUUCCAUUAACAUUAAUCUCCCUACUUUGCUAAUGAGAAGGUACAGACGUGGAGGCGCCAUCUCAUCGUUUGCACUAGAGUCUUUUAUCACCAUGCCUGCAGACAAAGACGUUUAUGAGCAAAUUCAAGGAAGCUGGCGUGCAGACGAUUUGUCAUCAUCUGAGCCUCACGAUGUUGUUGUGUUGGACCAGGAGAUGAAGGCGGGCGACGAGGCAUACGGUCGAUCUGCGACUGCUGCAUGGACAUUACUGAAUGUGUUGGAGCGUGGUGGAGCAAACAACUGUUUCGGUGAAGUACCAAUACGUCUUUGGUACCUCGAGGGCGGGUUUGAUGCGUUCCAAGCAUGGGAUGCAAGUGAAAAGUAUCUGGUACGCCCGGAAUCGAGCAUGUUCCCAUCCCGUCCAAACCUAAACUACGAGAAUAGCCAAGACGUAGAGAUGAGCUUGGCAGCACCUGCUACAAAGCCUUCACUGUCCAUCGAUACGUCUGUUUCGUUUGCACCGAAGAAACCGCAAGCGCGCCGAGAGAGCUUGUUUUCCCUCAAUACAAAGUCAUUGCAGCGCCCAGCAAGCGCCUUGCAGCCUUUAGUUAUCCCAAAUGCCAACAAUACUCUGACUGAUGAUCAGCAUCAGCAGCAACAGUGUUCAAAGGGAGGCUGGCUCACAGUCCCAACGACUAUCCCAUCUUGUGCUCCUUCACCUACCAUGUCCAUGGUUAGCAACCAUUCGAUGGAGAUGUCACACUCUGCCUCUACAGAACAUAGCGCUGACUGGUCAGCCGGCUCUAGCGCAAUUAAUGGUUCCGGCCACUUUUCACAGUCGAUUCCUGGCUUCAAUCUGACAUUAAACACAAAACGCUCGGUUCCUUCACUGGCAACACUCAACUUGACCGGUAUCCGUGAAGACAAUCAAGAGCAAUCCCAGGCUGAAGGCUUGUCAAGUUCAUUGUCUAUGCCUCGAGGAAGGUGUAUAGAACAGGACGAUGAAGACUUGGAUAAUGGAGAGCAAGAAAUCUCAUGUAUCUUACCAAAUUUUUUGUACCUUGGACCCGAAAUUCUUCACCAGUCGCAAGUGGAUGAAUUGGACCGAUUGGGUGUGAAGCGUGUACUAAAUAUGGCUACUGAAUGCGAGGAUCAACUGGUUGCUAACCGAGAAGGGAUGGAGUAUCACAAGAUUGGGGUCUAUGACCAUAUUGAUGCGGAUGUUAGUGCAGGACUCAUGCAAGCUGUUGAUAUCAUUGCUUCCUCAGCAGACGCGCCUAUUUAUGUACAUUGCAAGGCUGGCAAGUCGCGAUCAGUAACGGCGACUAUUGCCUACCUGAUCACACAGCUGCACUGGCCCCUGAAUAAGGCAUACCAACAUGUUUUGGCUCGUCGUCCAUGCAUGUGUCCCAACAUAGGAUUCGUUACAGAGUUAAUGCGUAUUGAAGAACGGACCCUUGGAGCUGACAAGGCCACUGGAUUAUAUGGAAAAUGA